Molecule: messenger RNA, 885 nt
Organism: Penaeus monodon (black tiger shrimp)
Lineage: Eukaryota; Metazoa; Arthropoda; Malacostraca; Decapoda; Penaeidae
Exons: 1
Coding region: 152-823 (223 amino acids)
Source: RefSeq, a predicted model, not a curated record
CCCAUGACUUAGUGGAGGUGCGAGGAUCACGUGACCCCAUUCCCCCAAAACAUUCUGCAUCAUCGUGAGCGUAUAAAACCACACGCACUAACUUUGCACAUCAGACUAGCACGCUACACAAUUCCCAAAUCACAGUAACACACAAAGCACCAUGUUCAAGAUUUCUGCUCUGUGCGUGCUGGUGUUGGUGCAGGUUUCUGUGGGACUCUAUUACGAGAACAGGCCGUUAGUGUGUCCCUUGAAGCAGGAGGUGCAGUAUGAAGACAAAGUGAUACAAGCCACGUACUUGGAGGUCCUUGAGCAACCCUUGGUCGCUACGCACGUUCAUCUCAAGACCGUUUACCAGACAACCACACUGCCCGUCACUGUCACCCACAUCCACACCGUCACUGGUCCCCCGCCAAAUGCCACCGUCACAGAGGUCCAGCUGGUCGAGACUCAGGUGCCACAGACGGUGACGCAGAUCGAGACCGUCACCAACAGACUCACCGAGACCGUCCUCGACGUGGCCACACGAACGGCAACCAACUACCACACCCUCGUGGAAACCGUGGCCGUGCUCGAGACCCAGUUUGACACCGUGACGGAGGUCCAGACGCGCCUGGCCGAUAUCACGCUUACCCUGCAGGAGACCGAGUUUUCGACGCUCACCUGGACAGUCAGUCAGCUGGAGACCCAGCAGGUGGUGGAGAGCAUCGAGGAGACGAGCGUGACGACGAGCACGGAAUAUGUUCCUCGAUACAGAACCAACGUUCACACGCUCACGAAGAUGGUGACGCAGACUGUGUGUCCGCCAAGUGCACAACACUCGCUGAAAUGGUGAAAUGUUCCUAUUCUGUUGCCGACCAAACUUUUUUCUUGACAAUAAAUUGAGUUUAGAAUAAA